Molecule: messenger RNA, 1106 nt
Organism: Argiope bruennichi
Lineage: Eukaryota; Metazoa; Arthropoda; Arachnida; Araneae; Araneidae
Product: transmembrane protein 98-like
Exons: 5
Coding region: 269-1006 (245 amino acids)
Cellular component (GO): endoplasmic reticulum
Source: RefSeq, a predicted model, not a curated record
CAAAAACAAGGUAAAAGCGGUGGGCGGUAUUAAAUGCAUUUGGAGGAUAAAUUUGUGAUUUAUGAAUUAAUUUCAUGGGGAUAAAAAAUAGGAUAAAUUAUUCUUAUUAAUUUUUUUUUGCUUAAAUCUGUAUUUUUUAUUUUGAUCUCCUCUUUCUUAUGAAUUUUUUGAUUAAUUUAAUGUUAUUUUCUCGGAAUUUUGUCACACUAAGAAAUUUUAUGUGAAAAAUAAAUACGCAUAUUUCUUCAACGUAAUCGUCUGAUUAAUCAUGGCAAUGGAAGCAGUUGUUUUAGCAGCCAUCGCAGUUCUAACUAUUGUAUUUGUUGGAUCCUUAUUUGCCUUGAUAAUGGUUUGCCGUCAUAAAUAUUGUCGGCCGUUUGAAUUACUAGCACAUCAGUUCAAAGACGCUAGGCCAGAAAUACAUUUGAUUUCUAAUGAAGAUGGUGCAGAUAUGGAACUUGAUGAUGUGAGGCUUCAUCCAAACAUUGAAAAAAUUUUAACUGAUGAACAAUGGGUAGAUGAUGCUACUGGUCUUAUUCCUCACUGUUUGGCUAUUCUAAAAAAAUGUCACCAUCUGACUGAAAGAUUAGUUGCAAUGAUGAUGACUCGCGUUCCACAACAGUCGAACCAAGAUCUCAAUGAAAUUAUCGAUGUUGCCAAAAAAAUUAGUCCUCGUGUAGAUGAUGUUGUUAGAGCCAUGUAUCCACCUCUUGAUCCUCGCUUAUUAGAAGCAAGAUGUAUGGCUCUUAUUCUGUCCGUGACACAUAUGGCUCUUGUUAUUCGUUCAGUUUGCCAGUUAAGAACUUGCAACUGGGUAGAAGUUGCUUUAACAGAUAUGGAAGAGAAUCUCCAAGUUUUACGAGAAGCUGGCAUUGCUUUGGAAGCGAUAACUUCUCAUCAAAUAAAUGGGAUGUCAACAUUAGAAUGCAAUGAGCUUAAUCCAUCUGAAUUUCUUCCCAGUAAUGCUGCAUUUUCUCGAAAUUCAGUGAGCUCUAAUCAGUGUUGAUAUUAAUAUGCUUUUUUUCCAUCGUAUUUUUUUUAUACCAAUGGUACAUUAUAUGUUAUAUAAUGUUGUCUAUUUUUUAUAUUAUAUGAUUUCAUUCUCA